AUGACUGCAAUUAAGAAUAAUGAAGGAGGUGUUUUCUUUGUUUACGGUUAUGGUGGAACAUGUAAAACCUAUCUUUGGAAGACAUUAUCUGCUGCAGUUAGAUGUAAUGCUCAAAUUGUUUUAAAUGUUGCGUCAAGUGGGAUUGUUUCUUUAUUAUUAACUGGUGGUAGGACAGCACAUUCACGGUUUAUAAUUCCUAUGGUUCUUUUUGAGUUUUCUAUUUGUUCCAUAUCACCAGGUAGUGAACUUCCCAGUUUAUUACGAAAAACCUCAUCAAUCAUUUGGGAUGAAGCACCCAUGAUUCACAAGAAUGCAUUUAAAGCUUUAGAUCGAACUUUGAAAGAUAUAUUCCAGUGUGAUAAUCCUAGAAACUCAAAUUUGCCAUUUGGGGGGAAAGUGAUUGUUUUUGGAGGAGAUUUUAGACAAAUUUUGCAUGUUAUCCCAGGUGGUGGUAGACAAGACAUUAUUAUGGAUUUUGCAAAAUGGCUUUUGGAUAUAGGAGAAGGGAAACUUGGUGGUUUUAACGAUGGAAAAGCGAUUAUUGAUAUUCCAGAUGAUCUUCUAAUUAAUGAUCCUAAUGAUCAUAUAGGUUCAUUAAUUGAGUUUGUAUAUCCUUCAAUUCUUGAAGGUUGUAACAUUCCAGAAUAUUUUCAAGAAAGAGCAAUACUUGCUCCAAAAAAUGAAGUUGUCGGAAAAAUAAAUGAUCGUUUGCUAGAAUUUUUUCCAGGAGAUGAAGUCGAAUAUCUAAGUUCAGAUAAACUAUGUGAAUAUGAGUUUUUCCAUGAUCAGUUUGAUGCCAGUUUAUACUCACCUGAUGUUUUAAAUGGUCUUAAAGUCUUAGGUUUGCCUAAUUAUAAGUUAGUUUUGAAAGUCGAGGUUCCGGUAAUGUUAUUAAGAAACAUUGAUAAAAAAAAUGGCUUAUGGAAUGGCACUAGACUACAGGUGAUAUCUUUGGCCAAACGUGUUAUUGAAGCAGUCAUCAUAUCCGAAAGUAAUAUUGAAAAUCGAACCUUUAUUCCAGGAAUGAACUUAACACCAUCUGAAAAAAAAAAUCUCAUUCAAAUUCCAAAGAAGACAAUUUCCAUUAGCUGUUUGUUUUGCAAUGACAAUUAA
This is a messenger RNA of Lactuca sativa (garden lettuce), 1113 nucleotides long. RefSeq lists its product as uncharacterized. Gene Ontology annotation, molecular function: DNA helicase activity. The record is from RefSeq and is a predicted model, not a curated record. Gene Ontology annotation, biological process: telomere maintenance; DNA repair. Lineage: Eukaryota; Viridiplantae; Streptophyta; Magnoliopsida; Asterales; Asteraceae.